This is a messenger RNA of Gigantopelta aegis, 2017 nucleotides long. Its product is annotated as beta-1,4-mannosyl-glycoprotein 4-beta-N-acetylglucosaminyltransferase-like. The record is from RefSeq and is a predicted model, not a curated record. The transcript has 2 exons. NCBI's taxonomy places the organism in Eukaryota, Metazoa, Mollusca, Gastropoda, Neomphalida, Peltospiridae. Gene Ontology annotation, molecular function: beta-1,4-mannosylglycoprotein 4-beta-N-acetylglucosaminyltransferase activity. Gene Ontology annotation, cellular component: membrane. Gene Ontology annotation, biological process: protein N-linked glycosylation; N-acetylglucosamine metabolic process. The coding region runs from base 362 to 1957 and encodes 531 amino acids.
AAUUAUUUGACAUAAACACCUUACACAUUUUAUUUUACAGUCUGCCAGUAUGAGUAUGGCACGCCAUUUUGAUGACGGUUUCUGGAAAGAAUUUUCCUACCAUUGAAUGCGCAUCAUUCCAUCAGGCGAUAUCGUCAACUCUAUCCAAUAGUCGGAUACAUCUCGAUGGAACUUUAACUGCGGAGGUUUCGAGAAAUAUGCUGUGGGAUUUCGGAUGGAGUUAACAAAUAGUCUGUGAAUCAUUGGCCGUUAGAUGUCAUGUAUUUUACAGAGAAAAACACAUAGGAAUCUGAAUACUCAGAGGGAACAGAUAUUUCUAAUUAAUUGUUGGGAUUAGUAUAUAAUUAAAUCUGUAAAUACCAUGAGAUUUUGGCUUUUCACCAAACGGAAAUGUGUUAUAUUGGUCAUCAUAGCUCAGAUGAUACUGUUAUCAGUUUUUUACUUACGCACUCACCAUGUGUCAUUGUGUUUCGAUUAUCUCAAAAACAGGAUCUUGUGCUUUGACCAUAUUCAUUCUAGUACCAUUGUAAAACGAGCUGCAGACAAUGCUACAUACACAAGUGAACGUGUUCCGCCAAGUCGACAGUCCGGCGUUUUGACAUCGCCGCUGUAUCCAGACAGAGAGUAUGACAUAUCGUGCAGACAGGGAGCAGAUAAACUGCGGACGGUUCCGUUGACGCUGAAUGAAGCCAAAAGAGUGCUAAAGUGGUAUGAAAGCAUCGAUGAUUAUUUUUCACCCAACCGAGCAGACCCUAUCAACAUGCCGGAAGACGACGGAAAGAACCUGUUUGAGAACUAUGACUAUACGAAGCCUUCAUCCCACGUGUUAGAAGACUCAACAGUGGAGUAUUUUCAUUUUAUAGGGAGGAAUAUAUCCUGUUACAAAUAUGGCACUGUUAAUUCGAAGAACAAGACAAGCGGAAAUGAGUGUGUGUGUGCUCCGGGUUUUACCGGAAAGUAUUGCUCUGUGCCUAAAUCCGUGGAAAAUUCUAUAAAGAAAUUAAAAGGAAAAUAUGUAUUCCAACCUCGUCGAGUUCCUCGUAGAAUCGUUUUUGCCAUGACCUUCAACACAGAACACAUCGUGCUUUUUCUUAAAAUGAUCCAGAACGCUCCGGCGGUGGACCUAUUUAUUUUCCUGGAAGGAAACGUAACGAACUAUGGCGAUCCUAAACCGCUUUACCUACUUCCUGCUUUAAAGAGAGGAUUCCUACGUCGGUGGCAUGGUAAAAUUAUGCACAUGUUUAACAGCGAAUUUGUACCUCAGGCGCGAAUCAGGGGAAAAGGUUUCGCCCAAGAAGAUUACAUUCGCACACUAUUUGGUCCCGCUAUGAAGAAACGCAUCACAAACACACGUGACGACGAUCUUUUCAUGUAUUUCGACGCCGACGAAAGUCCCGGCUUGGACGAACUACUUUUUCUCAAACUUCACGACGGGUUUCCGGCUCCAGUGGGUUUUCAAAUGCAGUUGUUUCGAUACGGGCUAUUCUGGUGGGAUUCCAAGGUUCCCUGGCCCGCCAUCGGAGUCUGCCCAAUGAAAAUGUUUUACGAUGUGUAUUCCGGUCAUGUGAAGAAUCUUCGCGGCCAUAUAAACAAUCGCCGUAACAGUCUUUUCAAGAAUUUUGGAAAGAACCCUCUGCAAAAUGUAUGGCUCAUUGGAUCGGGAAAUAACUUCGCUGGGUGGCAUCUGUCUUAUUUCGGUACCCCAGGACAAGUGUACACGAAGAUUAUAUCUACCAUCAACGCCGACUGGCCGCGAUGGGCAGAUAACCCUGUUAACAAAAAUAUUACCUAUAUUGCGGCAUUAUUCAGACGAGGUAAAUUCUUCGAUCUGAGGCACAAUUUUGUGGCACAGUGCCCUCUUGAGAACCCGCAGUUCAAAGACUUGAAAUACAUAUUUCAAUAUCCUAAAUAUUUUAAUUAUUUGUUAGAAAAUCCAACUAUCUUCGUCCCGUCAUGACAUUAAAUUUGGUUAGAUCAGCAGAGGCACGGCGGAAGCAAGUAGACAUUUGUUGUUGGG